Molecule: messenger RNA, 1838 nt
Organism: Oncorhynchus mykiss (rainbow trout)
Lineage: Eukaryota; Metazoa; Chordata; Actinopteri; Salmoniformes; Salmonidae
Product: mitochondrial glycine transporter B
Biological process (GO): glycine import into mitochondrion
Cellular component (GO): mitochondrial inner membrane; mitochondrion
Molecular function (GO): glycine transmembrane transporter activity
Source: RefSeq, a predicted model, not a curated record
GUAGUCUUUAUUUUUUAGCAUCGUGCUCUCAGACAUGACCACAAGAGGACAGUCUUGAAUCAGAACAAAUCCCAAUUGAAAUGGUUUCCCAGGACAAACGGCAUAAAAAUGAAGCAAGUCUAAACCGGUUUAAACAGAAAAUUGGACACAAGGAUGGACAGAUUUGGGAGCGUUUGGAAAAGUUGAAUGGACAGGGGCAGAGUAAGGACUGAGAAAGUGAUUCAAAAAGAGGAAAAGACAAAAGAGGAUUUUGAUCAUACAAGGACAACAUUAUUGGAUUGGAAUUUAUUCUCAACUUUCAAAAUAACCAUGGAACUGUCUCUGGGUCACCCGGCUCUCAAAGCCUUUGUGUGUGGCUCUCUCAGUGGAACAUGCUCCACCCUGCUCUUCCAGCCUCUGGACCUGGUCAAGACCCGCCUGCAGACCCUUCACAGCAACAUGCAGCCUGGUUCAGCAAGAGUGGGGAUGGUGACUGUGUUCUUAAGUGUUGUACGGACAGAGAAGCUCAUAGGACUUUGGAAGGGGGUCUCACCAUCGUUUGUGAGGACCAUCCCCGGCGUAGGGAUCUACUUCAGCACCUACUACUCUCUAAAGCAGCACUACUUCCUGGAGCAGGGCCCCGGGGCCAUGGAGUCUGUGCUGCUGGGAGCUGGGGCCAGGACUGUGGCAGGGGUCUGCAUGCUGCCUGUCACUGUCAUUAAAACUCGCUUUGAGAGUGGCAGGUAUAACUACGGGAGCGUGGCAGGGGCUUUGCGCAGUGUGUGUCAAACAGAGGGACCCAGAGCUCUGUUCUCAGGGCUGACCGCCACCCUCCUCAGAGAUGCUCCCUUCUCAGGCCUCUAUGUCAUGUUCUACAGCCAGGGCAAGAACACUCUGCCACAGGAGAUAAGCACGUCUCCCUACGCGGCCCUGGCUAACUUCAGCUGUGGGAUUCUGGCCGGGGUCCUGGCUUCCCUAGUCACCCAGCCAGCUGACGUGGUCAAAACCCACGUCCAAGUCAGCCCACAUCUGUACAGGAGGACUGCAGACGCUGUGCGAUACAUUUACAAUGAGCACGGGUUUCAAGGGUUCUUCCGGGGUGGGGUGCCACGUUCUCUGAGGAGGACCAUGAUUGCUGCCAUGGCAUGGACAGUGUAUGAACAGCUGAUGGCCCGCAUGGGGCUCAAGUCCUGAGGAGGGAUGACAAGAAGGGAUGACAAGUCCUGAAGAGAGGGAAUGAAAUGUGGACCGAGGAAGAAAGUGAAAGUCAAGUCACUGAGGACAAACCAGUACAGUAAGGAGUGCCCUGGAAGGCACUGCUGUGUUUGUGUCUUAAGGCUGCCUAGUUGUGAGUGUGCCAAUGGACUUCUUCACUGACAUACAGUAUUCUGCCAUAACAUUAUUAACCCAUUGCAAAGAUAUGAUACCUCAAGCACUGGUAUCCAUACUUUGACAGAAAGAUGAGGACUAGUAGUUUUAUUAAAAUGUCUGUAUAUUUGAAUGGAUUGCAAUAGUUUUGCAUUGCACAAUAUUGUCUGUCUUCAUUGUAUGUGAGGCUACACCAAACUAUACUUUAAUGUAUUUAUUCUACUGGGCUACUUUCACAAUUCUAUAUUGCACUAUAAGUCAUAUAAUAUUGUUGGUCCCUAACUAGCCACUGGACUCCCAGCCAAACUUGACUGUUUAAGCUACUCCAGGCUUUAGAUAUAUAUCCCGCUGUAGAAUUCUACAAUGUCAGAUACAGUUGAAGUCGGAAGUUUACAUACUUAGGUUGGAGUCAUUAAAACUAGUUUUUCAACCACUCCACACAUUUCUUGUUAUCAAACUAUAGUUUUGGCAAGUCGGUUAGGGCAUCUACU